GGAAGAGGACCUUCAAUCAGGAGAACUGAUCACUGCUGUUUCCUUGCUGCAUUGAAAGGGAAAUAAUGCUCCAUUCAACAUUGGCCUUGUCCCUUCUGUUAAUUGCAGUCACUUCUAACCUUGCAAUGGCAAUUAAAAAGGAAAAACGAGCACCUCAGACACUGUCAAGAGGGUGGGGAGAUGAAAUUACCUGGGUACAAACUUAUGAAGAAGGGCUUUAUCAAGCAAAAAAAAGUAACAAGCCACUGAUGGUGAUUCAUCAUUUGGAAGACUGUCAAUACUGCCAAGCGUUGAAGAAAGCUUUUGCAGAAAAUGAAGAAAUACAGGAAAUGGCCCAAAAUAACUUUGUUAUGCUGAAUCUCAUGCAUGAAACCACAGAUAAAAACCUGUCACCUGAUGGACAAUACGUGCCUCGAAUCAUGUUUGUAGACCCAUCUCUCACAGUACGAGCUGAUAUCACAGGAAGAUACUCCAACCGGCUUUACACGUAUGAACCGCAAGACAUACCAUUCUUAAUAGAGAACAUGAAGAAAGCACUACACCUCAUUCAGACUGAACUGUAACCAGCAACAGUGAAAUUACCAUAACUUCUACGAGGUGAAGCUGCACCUCUGUCUCUACUAGAAUUUUGAACUCUUACCAAGCAGUUUGGUAUAUCAGAUUUCUUAAGAACAAUUUG
This is a messenger RNA of Lepidothrix coronata (blue-crowned manakin), 679 nucleotides long. It is a transcript of the gene AGR3, whose product is annotated as anterior gradient 3, protein disulphide isomerase family member. The transcript is spliced from 8 exons. Gene Ontology annotation, cellular component: endoplasmic reticulum. The record is from RefSeq and is a predicted model, not a curated record. The coding region runs from base 66 to 563 and encodes 165 amino acids. NCBI's taxonomy places the organism in Eukaryota, Metazoa, Chordata, Aves, Passeriformes, Pipridae. Gene Ontology annotation, molecular function: dystroglycan binding.